UUAUACGUCACUGGGUGGGUCAAAUGAAAAUACUCGAAUUUUUACUUUAGACUAUUUUACUAGUCCCAAUUAUCAUAUAUAAACUAAAUACAUUCACUCCCCUGUCUAGCUGUUCUGCAGUCGCAUAAGCUGCACUUUGACGUGGAUUGACAUCUGACAGAUGUCUAACGAGCGCUACGAGUAUACUACUAAAGUAUUUUUAUGUGCGAAUUUCUAACCUUACGCGUCUUGCUUCUUUUAUUGUUACAAUCAGAAUAUGCGCGUGGAGGAACUUAUUAUUGAGGGUUUUAAGAGUUUCGUAAAUCGUACUGUUAUAAGUGGAUGGGAUACUUCCUUCAACGCGAUAACAGGAUUGAAUGGAUCUGGAAAGUCAAAUAUCUUAGAUGCAAUAUGUUUCGUCCUUGGUUUGACGAACCUGCAAGCCGUCAGAGCAAAUAACCUUCAGGAUCUGAUUUACAAGCGUGGACAAGCUGGUAUAACUAAAGCCAGUGUUACGAUAGUAUUUGAUAAUUCAGACAAAACUAAGAGUCCAGUUGGAUAUGAAGCUGCAUCCUCUAUCAGUGUUACGCGACAGAUCGCUAUGGGCGGUAUAUCUAAAUACCUUAUAAACGGACACAAAUCACACUUAAACUCUGUCCAUUCUCUCUUUCAAUCUGUGCAACUAAACAUAAACAAUCCAAAUUUCGUGAUCAUGCAAGGUAAAAUCACGAAAGUACUCAAUAUGAAACCAGAGGAAAUCUUAUCGAUGGUUGAAGAAGCUGCCGGUACGCGUAUGUAUGAGGAUAGGAAGGAAAAAGCAUAUAAGACUAUGGAAAAGAAGCAAAGGAAGGUCGCUGAGAUCGAGUCACAACUCAAAGAAGAAAUCAUUCCGCGUUUAGACAAACUUCGUUCGGAGAAGUCUGCUUAUUUGUCAUACCAGAAAGCUUCAGCAGAACUCGAACGUCUGGACAGGUUGGUUGUUGCUCACGAUUGGUGCUACCAUACAAAGUCGGUUGCUUAUGCUGACUCUGAAGUUACUAGAAUUAAAGAGUCGAAUGAGCAGCUGAAGAGAGACAUCAGCCAGUGGAAGGAUGACAAAGUUGGGUAUGAGGAGAAAAUUAAAGAUAUCAAAGAAGCCCAACAGAAGGAGUUGGCAAAGGAUGGUAAACUAGCAGAAUUGGAUAAGUUGGUCAAGCAGUUGUCGACUGAAUUGGUCAAAUCACGCGCUCAAGCGGAUAUCAAGAGGGAAAACAUCAUCGAAGAGAAAAAGAACAUGGAAAGCAUCGAAAAAUCUGUUGAGUCGUCCGAAAAGGCUUACAAAGAUAAGGAAAAGUCGACCAAAUCGAUCACGGACAAGUUUAAUGUUGUCGACGAAUCGUACCAAAACUCAGUUGAUGCUCUAGCAAAAGCUGAGGAACUCUUACAGACUCUCCAAACCGGUUUGGCAUCUUCCUCAAAAGAUGAUACAGGUGCUGGUGGUUUCUUAGGUCAAAUGCAAGAGGCCAAGGCUAGGGCAACACAAGGAGCAACUGAAUACCAGCAAUCGCAAGUCAAGAAGGAUCACUUGAAUAAGGAAAUCAAAGACAAAGAGAGAAGAGUAAAAGAUACAACAUCCGACUCGCAAGACCUUACUAAACAGAUUAAUAAAGUCAAGACUGCACUUGAAAAGAUCGUGAAGGAGCUCGAAAGCCUCAAUUGGGAUGAUGAGAAGAUGGAGUCUCUCCAAAAUCAAGAAAGAGAGCAAACCAAGAAAGUAUCUACACUUUCUGAACAAUGUGAGCGUUUAAAAGCUUCGAUGUCAGCUUUGGAUUUCUCCUACACAAAUCCAUAUCCAAACUUCGAUAGAUCAAAAGUACAUGGUUUGGUUGCCAAUCUGAUUGAUUUACACGCUGACAACGGGCAAUUUGCAACCGCACUGGAAGUAUGUGCAGGUGGCAGAUUAUAUAAUGUCGUUGUUGAAGACGAAAAAGUGUCCACAGCUUUGCUCGAAAAGGGUCAGCUCCGCAAACGUGUCACUAUUAUCCCUCUCAAUAAGAUUAAACCUACUACAAUGUCAGUUGAAAAGCUGUCCACCGCCGAGAAGCUUGCUCCCGGAAAGGUUCGUUCAGCAAUUUCACUUGUUGGCUCAGAAGAUGAAGUUGCAACGGCGAUGUCAUACGUAUUCGGCGAAGCACUCGUCUGUGAUGACGCAGAGACAGCUCAAAAGGUUACAUUCCAUCCUAACGUCAAGUCCAGAAGUGUGACAUUGAAGGGUGAUGUCUAUGAUCCAUCAGGAGUGCUUAGUGGUGGUAGUGCGCCAUCAGGCUCUGGUAUUCUUGUUAGAGCCCAAACUCUGAGAGAUGCAAAUAUAAAGCUCAAAGACGCUCAAAAUGUAUUGAAAGGUAUUAGAGAAGAGAUAAGCGCGCUUGCAGAUCAACAAUCACGUUAUUCAAAACUCAAACGCGAACAUGACCUCAAGCAGCACGAGUUGGAACUUUUAGAGGAGCAACUCAAUGGUAGUAGCUCUACGAGACUCCAGAAUGAUCUCGAGGAACUCAAGAAAACACUAAUAGAGGUGGACGCAACCGCCAAAAAAGCUAAAGAGAAGGAAUCGCAGGCUCGCAAAGACUGUGACAGGCUUGAGAGAGAGAUGGAAGAAUUCAAGAAUGACAGAGGCGGUAAACUUGAAGAGCUGAAGGCAGACGUAGCUAAGCGCCGUAAAUCAGUUCAAAAGCAAUCCACAUCUAUCAAAGCUCAGCAGAAGGAAGUUCAGACAGCACAACUUGAGCUCGAGCAGCUCGAAGACGAUAUGAAUGGUUGUCUGGAAGAGCAUAAAGAAGCGGUUGAAGGCUUGCGCGCCGCAGAAGCCGAAUUAGAGGAGUUCCAUGCGGAUAUUAGCAAGAAGCAGAAGCAUCUUGAUCAAACGGAAGCGAAACUCGACAAGGAGAGAAACCAACUGGAUACCUACAAAGACGAAUUGAAUGCAUUGGAAAUUUCUCUUUCUACCGUCAAAUCUAAUAUUCAAUCAGGUACACAUUCACUCAAAUCAGUCGACAAGGAAGUGUCAAAUGCUAAGGAGACGGCUAAAAAACAUGCAGUAUCACUUAAGACGUUAGAAAAGACCUACGAUUGGAUCUCUGAUGAGCAAGAUGACUUCGGUAGGGAAGGCUCUGUGUACGAUUUCAACAAAAUCAAUAUACAACAAGCAUCCAAACAACGCAACGACUUGUCAGAAACGCAAAAAUCUCAAAAGAAUAAAAUCAAUGGAAAGGUUAUGACAAUGAUUGAUACUGUUGAGAAAAGAGAGCAAGCGUUGAAAACUAUGAUGGAUACCAUUCUCGGCGAUAAAGAGAAGAUUGAGGAUACGAUACAUGAAUUAGAUCAUUAUAAGAAGGAAGCCUUACAAUCUACAUGGAAGAUCGUCAAUAAAGAUUUCGGUGAAAUUUUCGGAGAGCUCCUCCCAGGCAACUUUGCGAAAUUGCAGCCGCCAGAAGGUAAAGAGCUGACGCAGGGUCUAGAAGUCAAGGUCCGCUUAGGUCAAAUAUGGAAACAAUCUUUGACGGAGUUAUCCGGUGGACAAAGAUCUCUCAUUGCACUCUCGUUGAUUAUGAGUUUGCUACAGUUCCGUCCUGCCCCGAUGUACAUUCUAGAUGAGAUCGAUGCAGCACUCGAUCUGUCACAUACUCAGCAUAUUGGUCAUCUCUUCAGAAAUAGAUUUAGAGGUUCACAAUUCAUUGUUGUAUCUCUUAAGGAAGGACUCUUCUCCAACGCCAAUGUUAUAUUUAGAGCCAGGUUUAGGGACGGUACAUCAUUGAUCGAGCGAACUGAGACGAGAAUGACUGGCAAUGGUCCGAGAAAGAGUCUAGCUGUAUCAGCCAACGCUACAACUGGUAAACGUACUCGAGCUGCCAGAGCUUGAACAAACAACUUGGCUAAUAUAUGAUUCUUAUUAUACUUUACUCCGUUCAUGUAUUCAUGUAUUCAUAACG
Wallemia mellicola CBS 633.66 is the source of this 3947-nucleotide messenger RNA. Its product is annotated as putative nuclear condensin complex protein. The record is from RefSeq and is a predicted model, not a curated record. The transcript has 9 exons. Gene Ontology annotation, biological process: chromosome organization. Gene Ontology annotation, cellular component: chromosome. The coding region runs from base 257 to 3877 and encodes 1206 amino acids. NCBI's taxonomy places the organism in Eukaryota, Fungi, Basidiomycota, Wallemiomycetes, Wallemiales, Wallemiaceae. Gene Ontology annotation, molecular function: ATP binding; protein binding; ATP hydrolysis activity.